AUGCCAGCUGUGGAUCGCCCUCAGGAGUUUGCUCCACCACGCCGUGCACUUGCAAGUUCCGGACAAGGAGUGACCACAGGCGUGGCCCCAGCAAAUCUUCUCUAUGGAUCGAGAGUGGGCAUAAGAUCUUGCGCGGAGCAGCGCUAUGUGGCAGCCUAUGCCGCAGCCGAAGGUGGCUUUGAUCUGGAUGUUUCGGGAUUCCACCCGCUGCGGCAGGGUGAUGCAUCCGAUCGUGGAGCCGACUGCCCAUCAGAGUGGGUAUUACUGCAGUUUAGCAGCCAGAAGCACCGCGGCAUCGUUUACCUGGGGGAUGAAGUAUGCUUCGCACGAGAGCUGCGAAUUGAGAAGCGGAAGGACCGCUUUGCAUACUUAGCUUUGGAGCCGAACUUGAACAGCGACAUGGAGCCAGUAAUUCGAAGGGUGACACCGGGGGAGGUCACGGAUGCAUGCAAAUGGACCCUCGUCCAUGCCGACGGAGAGAUGUCGGGCAAGCCAGUACAGUGCGACAUGCCGCUGCUUCUCCGUGGCAAGUACCACGAUUGUCUUGCUGUGGGCCGCUCGCUUUGGGGUACUGCGGUGUCCCCAGCACGAAGAUCUGGAAAAGCUUUGGUUUGCAAGGGGCGAGAUGCCCGUGUGCCGGAUCUUCGCUUUCGCAUUGUGAGGGCCGGAAUCCCUUUCAGCCCGGAACUUGCGAGUCCUUCGCAGCCUUCGCCACCGCCACCGCUACUGGGGCCUGAAGCAGAGGGCGAGCUUUUCAGUCAAAAGACUUUCGAAGAGCAGGAGCACUUGCUGUUGGAUGACCUGCUCUAUUGCUUACAAGGCUUCGAGGGCACAUUCAUUCGACAGAGCUCCAGUACUACGGAGCCCAUCUUUGAAGUGGAGGUGCCCCCAGGUGCCGAUACUUCGACUGCCCAAUUCGUUCAGCAGCUAUUGCCUCUGUGCAAUCAUCAUGCGAGUGUGCAACAGUUCGUUCGUCAGCACAGCAAGUAUGAGUAUGGCACGGUCAACCACGCAUUGUGUGCAGCACUGCGAGAUUUGCUGAAAGAGUUUGCCAGCAAGGUGGCUCGGUGGGAAGCAGCGUUUCGCGCUGGCGAACUGAGCUUGGCAGAGUUGUGGUACCAAUCCCAGGCUUCCAUGGACACCUUCGCCCUCUUGCAUCGAAUUACAGCGCAUGUAUUUGGCCAACUGGGCGGAGCUGUCUUGAAUGGAAUUGAAGAAGUGAUGACGAAGACCGGUCUUGCUGCAGCUCAAGAUCUGUGUGAACACCUACUGCAGCAGGCUUCGCGGCCGUACUUUGAUAUGGUGUCCCUGUGGGUCUAUGAGGGCCAGCUACAAGAUCCGUAUGGUGAAUUCUUCGUGUCUGAAAGCUCUCGAAUCCGUGAUGAACGAACUGGCGGUCCAGCAGCGGAUUUCUGGCAGAAGCACUUCACCUUGGAUGAGAGGGCUGUUCCUCAGUUCUUGGCAUCUGGCCGGGAACGUAUUCUUCAUGCAGGAAAGUACCUUCACAUCUAUUUUUCGGCAGCUGGCAGACAACUGGCAGAGCCAGCAGGAGGACGGGCACCCUUCCGCUACUCCCGGAGCCGGCGAGAUUAUGCCGAGGCCAUAGAUGUGGCAUACCGGCGUGCAGCUGCAGCUUUACUUGAUCUUUUCAUGAAGCCGCAGCCGGAAGGCCUCGACCUUCUGGGUCGGCUGAAGUCCCUGCGUCAUUUCUUCUUCCUCAGCAAGGCGGACUGGUUCGGACACUUCUUGGAUACCGCUGGAGAGCUGGAACGGCCUGCAGAAGAGAUACCAUUGGCCCGGUUGGAUGGCCUUCUUGAUUUGGCUGUGCGUGCGUCCUCUUUGGCUACCGACCCAUAUCGUGAAGACAUCUCCUGCGGCCUCCAUUCUUUUCGCGUGGAGGACGCAUGCCACAGAAUGGUAAAAGGAUCCGCUGAAGAUCCGGACAAGGAUGAAGCUUCCAUCUCGGGGGUUGCUGCCUCUGCACCUUCAGCCAGUGUCGGGAAUGAUGGCUCUGGUGUGCGAUGCCUCACGCUGAAGUACCGUACUGCUUGGCCUCUUUCAAUUCUGUUCUCUCGCACCAUCUUGUUGAAGUACCAGGUCAUCUUCCGACACCUACUCUACUGCCGCUACGUUGAACGGAAGCUUGUGGAAGUCUGGGUGGACCAUCAAUGCACCAAAGAGCUGGGCUUGGACUCUAGUUUCAGCCCGUACUAUUCUCUUCGGCAGCGGAUGCUGCACUUCUGCCGUGACUAUAUAUACUAUGUCACAGUGGAAGUCUUGGAGCCGAAAUCGCAUGAGUUCCUGGCAACACUGCGCCAAGCGGAGACAAUCGAUGAUGUGCUACAUUGUCAUGAAAGUUUUCUGGAAGCCUGCCUGCGCGAAGUUGUUCUUACCGAGAGAGACCUCUACAGGCAUCUCUCGAAAGUGUUGCAAACAUGCUUGACCUUCGCUCACAAUCUGCGGAGGUUUUCGCACAGUAUUGGGGUGGAGCCGUUGGAAGAGCCAAUGGAUGGGAAGACUCCUGCCGAGAGAAGGCUGGCAAAGGCGCGGCACAGCACGCAGCGAUAUCUAUCCCUUCUAUCACAGAGGCACUAUUCGAAGAUGAUGGCUAAAUGGAAGACCAUUUUUGAAAGCCAGCUGCAAGCAUUUCUGCGUCAGAUCCAGCAAGAGUCCAAAGCUCGGUAUGAGCACUUCCUGAGCAACUUGGCGACACGCCUUGACUACAACGACUACUACUCCUCGGUGCUGACAGGCCAGCCUGACAUGCCACCUCCGUGA
Messenger RNA from Symbiodinium necroappetens, 2778 nucleotides. NCBI's taxonomy places the organism in Eukaryota, Dinophyceae, Suessiales, Symbiodiniaceae. The record is from the annotation of a GenBank genome assembly.